AUGGAGGCAUGGACUCAAUUUUUCAUCCGAGCAGGUAUUCCGAACGACAUCGCCGGCAAAUAUGCGAAGAAAUUUAACACUAAUAGGUGAAAACGAGCAAUAUGAGAAAUGCUCAUUUUGUACGAAUUUUUCAGAAUAACGAAGGAAAUGCUUCCGGAACUCGAUAAACCAACUUUGACCGAACUGGGAGUCACUGCAAUCGGGGAUCAGGUUAAUUUUUUUAAAGAUUUUGUUGUAAAUCUUUCGAUUUUUCCAGCUCUGCAUAUUACGCCGUAUAAAAGCGGCCAAAUCGACGCUCGAGCGCUCUAUGGAUACUGAAGAGGACGAGCCGGAAGAAGAGGAGAUGCCCGCCAAGAAGGUGAAAUCAAGAAUUACUGCUCCAGCAAGUAAGAAAUUCCCAUUAAACUUUUCGGAUUCAAUUUUGAAAGCUUCAGCCUAUUCCCCGAUUUCGGGUGUUUCGGAGUUGCGACGCGGAAAACCGCCACCGGACCGCAAUGAAAUUUAUCAUGUCAAAAUGCCGGCUGGCAAUACGAUUCGGACGCGGACGAUCAUGCGGAAGGCCGCGGAAAUGAGACAGCAAGGUGAAAUGUGGCAGAAAUAAAAACAAAUAAUUCGAAAAUAACCUCUAAAGUUAAACUUAAGGGUUGCUUAGACUAAAACUCUUGAGUAACUCCGUAUUUUCUUCAGGUUUGGCCGUGCGAGGAACGACCGGUGUUCGUCAAGGCGGUCGCGACGUUUCGCCGAUUGAUAAAACGAGUUUGGCGGCCAGAUUGAUGAAGAAGCAGAGUGCCGGUACAAAUUUAGAAGCUUCUUAGUGCGUUACCAUUUAUAAAAAGGUUUAGAAGUAUCGUCUUCAACGGAUCGUCAUCACGGAACUAAAAUUGGAAGAAUCUCUUCGUCCACGAUCAAGAAGUACGAGUUUAUCACGGUUUUUAACUGAAGCAACACUGUUUCUUCAGAACCAUCGCGAAUCGUCCGUCUUUGAGGUCCCGCCUCACCACCGUCACGCCUUCAUCUUCGGGAAUACGAAUCCACAUGGAUUCAAGAGCGCAACCAAACAGCAGAAUAGAAGGACGUCUUCAAAGAGCGUCGGGAGGCGUCGAAACGAGCGGAAGACGUGCCGAUGUGGUGGUGGAGUACGAAGACGACGUGACCGAGUACGAAGAGGUUAUGGAAGACGACGUCGACUACGUAGAUGAUGACCAGGUAAACAUUGUGUUGACUUUUUCGAAACAAAAAAGGACAACUUUCUCAACUGUUUGCAGAAAAACUUUAAAAAUUUCAUUCAUGGGUGAUUUUACACCACGGACAGCCCGGAUAUUGCCUGACGACCGUGAUUUUUGGCAUUUUUAUCUGCUUUUAUUGUUAUUGGGUAGAAAAUGAUCUAUCGGUGCCAUUUUCAACACCAAUGAUCUAAAUGAAACACGCCAAAAACGUACUGAAAACUUAAAAAACCAGCCCGUGACAAAUAUUAAAAGUAUGAUAUUCUUGCAGGUGAUGUACGAGGAUGAAUUGGUCGAAGAAGAAGUCGUGUCGGUUCCAGUUCGUCAGAGACUCAGCUACGGAUCGUCGGCGCCGAACAGAGUCGCCAGCACCGUCCAUCGCGCUCCGAUUGCGGCUCCGACCAGAAGCAGUGAUCAUAACAGGUAUACAAUUAAAAAAAAAAAUUCUAUCAAUUUUCUCAGCCACAAUCGAAGGAGAAACGAGAAAGCGUCGGAUUCGGUGUUCAGCCGUGUCUCCUACCAUCGACGCUAA
Messenger RNA from Caenorhabditis sp. 36 PRJEB53466, 1755 nucleotides. NCBI's taxonomy places the organism in Eukaryota, Metazoa, Nematoda, Chromadorea, Rhabditida, Rhabditidae. The record is from the annotation of a GenBank genome assembly.